Messenger RNA from Strongylus vulgaris, 441 nucleotides. The record is from the annotation of a GenBank genome assembly. Lineage: Eukaryota; Metazoa; Nematoda; Chromadorea; Rhabditida; Strongylidae.
AUGACAGCAGUAAACCGUGACGAAGAGCAGUAUUUGAAUCAAAUUCGUGAGAUUAUGAAUAAUGGCAAACGCCGUACUGAUCGUACUGGGACGGGAACAAUCUCGAUCUUUGGAAUGCAAUCACGUUAUAGCUUGCGAAAUGGUGUCGUGCCAUUACUGACUACAAAACGAGUGUACUGGAAAGGAAUUUGGCGGCAUUUUGGGGCUGCAUAUAAAGGUCCAGAUGCAAACUAUGAAGGUAAAGGUGUUGAUCAACUAGCAGAUGUUAUUCAUCAAAUUCGAACGAAUCCUGAUAGUCGCAGGAUCAUCCUAAGCGCAUGGAAUCCAAGUGGUAAGCUAAACAUGAGCAAAAAUCUGAAGCUGAUGGCCCUUCCACCGUGUCACACAUUGUGCCAGUUCUUCGUUCAAGACGGAGAGCUGAGUUGUCAGCUCUAUCAGAGA